Molecule: messenger RNA, 1953 nt
Organism: Ogataea haglerorum
Lineage: Eukaryota; Fungi; Ascomycota; Pichiomycetes; Pichiales; Pichiaceae
Exons: 1
Coding region: 1-1953 (650 amino acids)
Biological process (GO): mitochondrial RNA 5'-end processing
Cellular component (GO): mitochondrion; mitochondrial envelope
Source: RefSeq, a predicted model, not a curated record
AUGAUUAGAGGAUAUUGCUUGUCACAGAGGCCAGUCUUAUGGCCUCGCAGGGGCUAUGCAAGUAAAUCAAAGGAGCUCCAAAAGUCUUCCCGAAAGAAAAAGAUAAGACGCAAGCAAGAGAUCGAUAAAUUACGCGAAAGAAUCAGAUUAAGCUCUCAUAGAAACGUUCAUAAUCACUCCACGAACUUGGAAGAUGCGUCUAAAUAUAAUCCACUGCCCAAGUACUGCUCACCAAACUCGGAGAUUCCCGGUUUAUGUCAUAACCUAGAUAGAGUAUUAUUUUCGCCAGGCGUGCACUAUAUGCAGGAUCCCAGAACGAGAAAGUACAAUUUCUCCCCUGACUUGAAGGAAAUACCAAGUAUAGACGACUUCAGGUUUGACCUUAUUGCAGGUUUUGUUCCGCCAAACAAAGAUCCUCUGAUGGUGAAAAUUGGAGAGGAGAUCAAUGCGUCAUCAAAUGAAAACCAAAAGAGCAUCAAGUAUUUUUCUUCUACUUCAUCGAUGACGAAUACGUUGAAACAUUUUCACAUGUUACUCAGUAACUACCGUCCAUGUCAUACAAGCAAUUUUUCGAAGGAAUUUUCGUCGACGACAGAAUUCUCAAAAAGUACGCGAUGUGCCGCUUUCACUGUAGUUGCUCCCAAAGGCGGCGGAAUUUUAUCUGUGGAUGCGGAUAGAUCUACGGAUACCGAGAUUGCACUCUCGUUGCUUGGGCAUGAACUCGAGCUUAUGUUGACCGCCGAAACGAAGGAGUUUCAGAAAUUCUUAAAACACUCUGACUCAGAGGAAGCUCCAGCUCCUCUGCCCAAUAAUUAUCAGUACGCCAGAAUCGGCAGUUUCUUAAUGAGAUCGCAAUCUGAUGCCAAAAGUGAUAUGCUACCGGGCACAGGCAUCUUUGAUCUCAAAACUCGUGCCGUUUGUGCAGUGAGACAUGAUAUCAACUAUAAUAACUAUCAUCUCACAAAUUAUGAGAUCGUCAGAAAUACCGGACUUUACGAAAGUUUUGAGCGCGAACUUUUUGAUCUGGUUAGAACAGGUUUAUGGAAAUACAGCAUGCAAGCGCGCAUUGGUAACAUGGAUGGUAUUUUCAUCGCAUACCAUAAUAUGCGAAGAUUCUUCGGCUUCCAAUAUUUGCCUACAACAGAAAUUGACCAUAUAUUCCAUGGGUACGAUGGUCCUCGAAAGUCGAAACAGAAUUAUGAUGAUGUGGUCAACGAUUUUGGUAACCAUUGGCAAACAAAAAGAGAAGCUUUGUCUUCUUUCAUGGCCGACUUUGAAUUCCGUGUUUCCAUGGAAAUGUGGCAAGCCGUUUUAGAUCUUGUUACGAAAGAGACGAACCAUAGGCCAUUCCGCUUGAUCACAAAAUGCGACAGAAAUAUCCUUGGAACCUAUUUAGAUGUUGUUGCUACCGUCGUGGACGAAGACAUGCUCAAAAAUCUCAGUACGCUUGGCGAUGAUAUUGUAACACUUGAUAAGGAGGAUUUGGCCGCCACGCAGAAAGACGAGCUGCCAAUGGAACGUAUCAUUAGACUGGCAGAGUCAAGGUCUCUUCAACACAAGCGAAUGCUAUCGCUAAAUAAGGACAUUCUCGAUUCUACCCUUGGUGACCCAAGCAAAUGUUUGAUGUUCAGAAUCACAGCGACACAUUAUUUCAACGGAAAACUAUUCCGUGGCAAAUAUCCUACGCCCCCUCUUGAUAUUUUGGAUGAACACCAACACAAUACUUGGGAAGUGAGAUAUAACAUCAACCGUAUUUACAAUCGGAGGAAAAUAAGACGCUGCUAUAAUAGAUAUGUUACCGAGGCAGCCUCGAGCUUGCAGGAUCAUCCUGUAAACCGGGAGAACACUGAAAAGGCUUAUAUGGACCAGAAGGCAUCUCCUCUACAACGUCUUCUACGUGCCUAUAGUGCCAAAUCCGAAAAGAGGAAGAAACUUUAUGGGGCUAAUCAAUAG